Molecule: messenger RNA, 1107 nt
Organism: Geosmithia morbida
Lineage: Eukaryota; Fungi; Ascomycota; Sordariomycetes; Hypocreales; Bionectriaceae
Product: heterogeneous nuclear rnp K-like protein
Exons: 3
Coding region: 1-1107 (368 amino acids)
Biological process (GO): 3'-UTR-mediated mRNA stabilization
Cellular component (GO): cytoplasm; nucleus
Molecular function (GO): mRNA 3'-UTR AU-rich region binding
Source: RefSeq, a predicted model, not a curated record
AUGUCGAACACGCAGGACAUCAUGCCUACCAACGGCGGCGACAUUGCCGACCCCAUCGACGACCUUCAGAUGGAGGACAGGCUCGGCAACGACGGCGAGAUUAUCCCCCGAACCGAUGAGGAAUACGCCCAGGCCCAGCUCACACUGCGUGCCAUCGUCUCCUCUAAGGAGGCCGGUGUCAUUAUCGGCAAGGGCGGAAAGAAUGUUGCCGACCUUCGAGACGAGACUGGCGUCAAGGCUGGCGUCAGCAAGGUUGUCCAGGGCGUCCACAACCGCGUUCUGACCAUCACUGGUGGCUGUGAUGCCGUUGCCAGGGCUUACGCCAUUGUUGCCCGCGCUCUUCUCGAGGGCGCUCCCGCCAUGGGCAUGGGCGGCGUCGUCCAGAGCAACGGAACCCACCCCAUCAAGCUCCUCAUCUCGCACAACCAGAUGGGCACCAUCAUUGGUCGCCAGGGCCUCAAGAUCAAGCAUAUCCAGGACUCAUCGGGUGUCCGCAUGGUCGCCCAGAAGGAGAUGCUCCCUCAGUCCACUGAGCGCAUCGUCGAGGUCCAGGGCACCCCCGAGGGUAUCCAGCGUGCCCUCUGGGAAAUCUCCAAGUGCCUUGUCGACGACUGGCAGCGCGGUACCGGCACCGUCCUCUACAACCCUGCCGUGAGCACCCAGCCCGCUGGUACCACCGGCAUCAGUGGCGGAAUCAGCAGCAACACCACCAGGACCGAUUACACCUCUCCCCGCGUGAUGCGUACUGGCAACGGUGCCGACUUCAGUGACGGUGGCCGACCCUUCACCCGUCGCUCGGACUCGGACGCUGGCCUUCGCGGCCCCCCGACGCACGACGAGAAUGGCGAGGAGAUUCUCACCCAGAACAUCAGCAUCCCCGCUGACAUGGUUGGCUGCAUCAUCGGACGUGGCGGUACCAAGAUCAGCGAGAUUCGCAAGACUUCGGGUGCUCGCAUCUCGAUUGCCAAGGCACCGCACGAUGAGACUGGCGAGCGCAUGUUCACCAUCAUGGGCACUGCCAAGGCCAACGAGUCGGCCCUCUUCCUCCUCUACGAAAACCUCGAGGCCGAGAAGAUGCGCCGCAGCCAGGUGCAGGAGUCUGACUGA